Messenger RNA from Anopheles stephensi (Asian malaria mosquito), 1422 nucleotides. RefSeq lists its product as uncharacterized. NCBI's taxonomy places the organism in Eukaryota, Metazoa, Arthropoda, Insecta, Diptera, Culicidae. The transcript is spliced from 5 exons. The record is from RefSeq and is a predicted model, not a curated record. Bases 151 to 1179 code for a protein of 342 amino acids.
GCCGAUCGUCAUUCUUGGUGAGCUUUCGAUACGACGGUUGUUCUCGGUGCGCCGUGCCAUUCUCAAGCAGAAACACUAGAUUCCGAUUUGUUGCGUUUUUGUUGUGGUUCUUGUUGUUGUCGUGUGGUGGACCUAGCUGUGACUUGUACGAUGAACUUCCCGGUGGCCUUCGUCCUUAUCGCGCUUGUCAUCGGGCUGCUGCAGCUGUCUCCAGCGGAGGGCCAAUAUUCAGGUCCAACACUGGUCUGCGGCGGUACGUCCCUGGUAAAGUCGACCACACUGCUUGCACCGAACAACAUUCCAGCCACCGGGCUUACCUGCGUCUACACCAUCCGGUCGCUCAAUCUGCGCAUCUGUCAGAUUCGAUUGGAUUUCAACUCGUUCACGCUCGCCCAGCCGACGCUCGAUCCGUACCCGAGAUGCAUCAACGACGUGUUUUCGGUGGAAAACUUAAACUUCAAUUUAUGCGGUGAAAAUAGCGGCCAGCACGUGUAUGUGCCCUUCAACCCAACCAAUGCCGACCGUACGAUGACGAUCACCUUCCAAAUUGCCAGCCGAUCGCAGAUCCCAACCCUUUCCAACCCACACUGGAGCAUCCGGGUGCAGCAGCUCGAAUGUCCAACCGGAAUGACGGCCGCAUCCAAGGAUGCUGCCCGCCAGCUAGAGACGCCCGAAAUGCUUCCCCUGAUCGCUCGGACUCUGCAUCCAGACAUUAGUCUGCUGGCACCUACCGGCUGCCUGCAGUACUUCUCCGAAAGCUCCGGCACCGUCGAAUCGUUCAACCUUGGCAAUGGUGAGGGUCCGUACCUGGGUGGAUUGAACUAUGCCAUCUGCUUUCACCGUCCUCGUAACAGCCAGAUGCUGCGCCUCAUACCGACCACCUUCGAGAUCGCUUCGUCCGCCAAUCCGACCCCCGAAAACCCGGGAGUGGAUGAGUUGUGCUACGCGAGCAUUGCCAUAGCGGCACGGUCGGAGGACAACCUGCACAUUCCGAACGCCGUAGCUCGAUUGCCUUCCUUACCGAACCUCAGAGCCAGUCGGUUUUGCAGUAGAAGCCUUAACAAUGGAGAAGUGGAUGUAACCGGACCAGGCCCAUUCAUGAUGUACUUCACGAGCGAUCAUCUGUUCGAUCCGUUCCGUCGUGAGGCUGGAUUCCGGAUGCAGUAUCUUAUUCUGUAAACUGCCCCUGCCGUAUCCACACAAUCCCAGCAUCGAAAAAGAUUUUCCGCAUCAGCCGUUCUUAAACGAAACCGUACUAACAAAACAUACUAAGGUUCUCCUGUGUGUACUGGUCAAAUAAUAAUGCAGCACGUUCAGCAAAAUGUACAACCAACUCGUGAUCUUUAACCCGCGAGGGCGUCUUACUGCAUGCGACCAUUACCACCCCGAAUAAAUGCUACUCUUAGCCCAUUUCCAUGACAA